This is a messenger RNA of Pan troglodytes (chimpanzee), 1817 nucleotides long. RefSeq names its product solute carrier family 25 member 1 (gene SLC25A1). The transcript has 9 exons. Bases 606 to 1232 code for a protein of 208 amino acids. The record is from RefSeq and is a predicted model, not a curated record. Gene Ontology annotation, biological process: mitochondrial citrate transmembrane transport. NCBI's taxonomy places the organism in Eukaryota, Metazoa, Chordata, Mammalia, Primates, Hominidae. Gene Ontology annotation, cellular component: mitochondrion. Gene Ontology annotation, molecular function: citrate secondary active transmembrane transporter activity.
CCCCUGGGACCAUAACCGGCCGCCGCCGCCACCGCGGACCGAGCGCGGAGUUCAGGAGUCUCGGACCCGAAGCCGCCACAGGGCGCCCCGCCUCCCGCCCGCCAUGCCCGCGCCCCGCGCCCCGCGCGCUCUGGCGGCCGCCGCGCCCGCGUCCGGGAAGGCCAAGCUGACGCACCCGGGGAAGGCGAUCCUGGCAGGUGGGCCCCUCCGGGACGCGGACCCCUCUCCCGCCGCGCUUCUGGGUGGGCCCGGGACGCUGAGGCCCCGCCCCACUUCCGGGUUGGGCCGUGGGUUGGGGAGUCGUGGAGGCGCGGUCCUGGUCCCCACCUGGCGCGCUGGGACUCGCCCGCCUCCCGUCUGUCACCCCCUGCGCCUCGCCGGGACAACGAGGCGGCCUGGCGGGUGGCAUCGAGAUCUGCAUCACUUUCCCCACCGAGUACGUGAAGACGCAGCUGCAGCUGGACGAGCGCUCGCACCCGCCGCGGUACCGGGGCAUCGGGGACUGCGUGCGGCAGACGGUUCGCAGCCAUGGCGUCCUGGGCCUGUACCGCGGCCUUAGCUCCCUGCUCUACGGCUCCAUCCCCAAGGCGGCCGUCAGGUUUGGAAUGUUCGAGUUCCUCAGCAACCACAUGCGGGAUGCCCAGGGACGGCUGGACAGCACGCGUGGGCUGCUGUGCGGCCUGGGCGCUGGCGUGGCCGAGGCCGUGGUGGUCGUGUGCCCCAUGGAGACCAUCAAGGUGAAGUUCAUCCACGACCAGACCUCCCCAAACCCCAAGUACAGAGGAUUCUUCCACGGGGUUAGGGAGAUUGUGCGGGAACAAGGGCUGAAGGGGACGUACCAGGGCCUCACAGCCACUGUCCUGAAGCAGGGCUCGAACCAGGCCAUCCGCUUCUUCGUCAUGACCUCCCUGCGCAACUGGUACCGAGGGGACAACCCCAACAAGCCCAUGAACCCUCUGAUCACUGGGGUCUUCGGAGCUAUUGCAGGCGCAGCCAGUGUCUUUGGAAACACUCCUCUGGAUGUGAUUAAGACCCGGAUGCAGGGCCUGGAGGCGCACAAAUACCGGAACACGUGGGACUGCGGCUUGCAGAUCCUGAGGAAGGAGGGGCUCAAGGCAUUCUACAAGGGCACUGUCCCCCGCCUGGGCCGGGUCUGCCUGGAUGUGGCCAUAGUGUUUGUCAUCUAUGAUGAAGUGGUGAAGCUGCUCAACAAAGUGUGGAAGACGGACUAAGCCUAGAGAGGCCGCAAGGGGACCGCCCCAGGCACCUCCAGAGUGUCCUGCUACCUUUGUCUCACAUGAUUCCAGUGCAGUAGUGCCAAAAGGCCCCUUCCCACGUCCCUCGAGCUCUGUAGCCUGGUCUGUGCAUUGUGGCUGUCAAAUCCAUGUGUCCCCCCUGUGGUCUGUGUGUGACACCACCACUGUGUCCCAGUGUCUGGCCCAGCCAUGGCUGGAUGUGCAUCUGGCCUAUGACCCUGUGCCCACUUGUCCAUGUGCUUACUGUGAACCCUGUGCCUGUGUUUCAUGUUCUGUGUCACGUGACCCUGUGCCCCGCCUCCCGGGGUGCCCGUGUGGCCUGGGUCCUCGGCCCUGUAGCCCUGGCCUGGUCCCAGUCCGGUGCCUUCCACCCUGCCCUGGCCUACCACAGCUGCCUCCGGGCCUCGGCCUGGCUUCACCGCAUUCCAGGGGCUGCAGCCCCCUGCUUCUCCCGCCAUUGGCCUUAACUGGCCCUCGGGCCCUCCCUUCGCCCCGGACAGGGUGGCACCCACCACUCUCAGGACCACCCUGCCAAGGCAGAAUAAACCGGAUCCUGUUGCA